Messenger RNA from Fonsecaea nubica, 849 nucleotides. RefSeq lists its product as hypothetical. Lineage: Eukaryota; Fungi; Ascomycota; Eurotiomycetes; Chaetothyriales; Herpotrichiellaceae. The record is from RefSeq and is a predicted model, not a curated record. The transcript has a single exon. Gene Ontology annotation, biological process: poly(A)-dependent snoRNA 3'-end processing; U4 snRNA 3'-end processing; rRNA catabolic process. Gene Ontology annotation, cellular component: cytoplasmic exosome (RNase complex); nuclear exosome (RNase complex); nucleolus. Bases 1 to 849 code for a protein of 282 amino acids.
AUGGCUCCUCUAGUCAUUAACGAGCCUCCUCAAGCAGUUCUGCACACGUUGGUCAAUGCAGACGGGUCAGCAACAUACAGCGCCCCAGGCGAGGGCUACAAAAUUAUCGCCGGCGUCAAUUACCCGGUUGAAGUACCAUACCGAUCUGAUGAAAUUCCAGAGUCAACCUUGGUUGAAGUCAAUCUCAGACCACACAAUGGUGUCGGGAUGGUCAAAGAACGACAUGUCGAAGAGCUCAUCAAACGGACGCUCCAAGCAAUUGUACUUGUCCAGGAGACUCCACGGACCAUGCUGCAGGUCACCCUUCAAGUCCUGUCUGUCGAAGGUGACGAGAGCCUACCUGGUGGAGUCAGAGGGGCAGGGCAAGGUGAGACUUAUCUCGACUUGCUUGCUUCGGCACUGAAUGCUGCCAUCCUUGGGUGUCUAGACGCAGCUGUGCAGAUGGAAACAUUGGUGGCUGCCACUCUCAUUGGCAUCAACCGGGACAGUGAACAAAUGAUCAUCAACCCAGGAGUCUUGCAGCGCAAGAAAUGCGCUAGCUUGCAUGCGUUUGCCUAUAAGAAAGACGGCACGAUGCUGUUGAUGGAGAGUGAAGGCAAGUUCAGCAUUGAAGGUUGGCAACAAGCAGCACACACUGCUCGCUUAGCAGUACUCGGUCACUCCUUUGUCGCCAAUUCCAUCGCCAACACCAGUGAGAGACAAGCCAACAAACAGUCGAACGGCGAUGUUACCAUGAAUGGAACAGACGGUGCAACUGGGAACAACUCGGUUAUCUGUGUGCUGGAUGUGAUCAGGAACGCUCUGGAAGCUCGAGUGAUUAAGGAUGAAAGCUGGCGACAGGAUCGAUGA